Messenger RNA from Aureobasidium pullulans EXF-150, 558 nucleotides. RefSeq lists its product as uncharacterized. Bases 1 to 558 code for a protein of 185 amino acids. The transcript is spliced from 2 exons. NCBI's taxonomy places the organism in Eukaryota, Fungi, Ascomycota, Dothideomycetes, Dothideales, Saccotheciaceae. The record is from RefSeq and is a predicted model, not a curated record.
AUGCCUUCAGUAACAGACUACAAAGCAUACCACAUUCUGAGCUAUGGCUCUUUCCUUGGAGUGACGCUCUUCCAAUCCUUCAUUGGUGGCGUAGUCGCCUUCAAAGUCCUUCCUCGACCUCAAUUCUCUACUCUUCAGAAGGCUACCUUCCCCAUCUUCUUCGCCCUUCAAUCUGUACUCGGUCUGGCUCUCAUGGUUACCUAUCCUGGCGAGAAGUUGCUCGGAGUAGGCAACCAAUACGUUAGAGAGAAUGUCGGCUUCAGUGGCCUCUUAGCGGAUAGCAACAGAUGGCCUGUGUUCGUACCGCUCGCGACCAUCUUUGUUACCAGCGUUCUCAACUCUCUUAUCAUCGGACCUGCUACAACCAAGACCAUGAAGGAGCGUCACCACCAAGAAACUCGCGAUGGCAAGAAGUAUUCUGAUGCAGGCCCGCACUCCAAAGCUAUGGAGCAGCUGAACAAGACUUUUGGCAUGCUGCACGGUGUUUCGACAAUCAUCAAUUUGACUGCAUUCGGAUGUGCCAUCUGGUACGGCUUUGUCUUGGGGGAGAGAUUGUAA